AUGUCUGAAAAACAUAUUCAUGUUUAUUUUAAUCGAAAAGUCUCUAGUUGGGAUAUUAAAGACUUCUUAGAUUGCUGUGAACUCGAUGACAUAAGUGACAAAAUAAGUAUUUACCUUAAAUCUCUUGAGGCCAUCGCCAACACUGAGGAAGGACAAAAGUGCGAACGAGCAAAGGAAUUGCUUGCAAGAUAUAGGGAGGCGAGCCACGAAGUUAGUGCUGGGGCGUGGGCAAUCUCGAAGGUUGUCUUACGUUCAAGGCUCAAAGCUGUCUUACGUUCAAGGCUCAAAGUCGACCUGGGUUCUCGACCAGAUCGAAAACUUGCUCGAAAUUGGGAAAGUAAACAUAGAAAGAUGUCUAGUGAAGCUUCGAAUUCGAUUAACUUUUACGGGAAUAUACAGAACAAUGGGAUCAUAGCGUCAGAAGCUACUAAAAAUAAGAGUGUGACGAAUACAACACAUCCAGAAAAGAAAAGACCGGCCGAGGAUGCCUCUCAUGUAACCACUUCUCCUCCUAAUCUUCGGCAUCACACCCCACCUCCCCAUUAUAUCUUAGUAAGUUCCGAUAGUGAACCCGAUGAAGACGAUAAUUCGGAUAAGGAAGAAAAAUUUUGUCUUGAUAUAAAUACCGUUUCGUUUGACGAUUAUGUUGAUCAAAGUAAAAGAGAUUCCAAGUGGAAAUUACUAGAUGGUCGGCAUCUUGUUAAAGCUCUUAAUAGUAAGACUUCCGAAAUGGUUAAACUAUUCCCGAAAAAAGACAAAAAAGAGCAAACCCUAAUUGCGAAAAGUGUCAUCAGGUUAGGAUUGUCUUCAAUAAUUGAUUUAUCAUCCGAGUUCGAAGACGGAAUGUGUUCAUGGUUUGAGAAAGAUUGGGCUAAUAUUAAAAAAAAGGUUUAUGAAAUUAUUGAUAUGAAGCCGAAAGCUUUCGAGGGGGAAGUGGAAAAUAUGUGUAGCGCGUACAAAUACAAUGAAGCCCGAGACUAUUCAUAUAAAAUCAAAACUAGCAAUACCUCUCAGACAAUCGACAAAUUUUUAAGAAAACCUUUUAUUUUUGUUGAUAACUCCGGAAAGUGCCAAGAAAUGAGUGAAAUCGAAUAUGCAAUUGAGAUGAUUGCACCGAUAAUGAGCGAAAUAUUUAACGAUACAUUUGAAUAUAUAAAUCUUCGCUGGGGAGAAACGCUUUCCAAUGUAAUGUCCGAUCGGCGUAGAAAGGUUGAUUUACGAAUCAUUCGUAUCGCGGAUAAACUUGAACUAAGUCAUUCAGAGUGUGCAAAGAUUCCAUCUCCUACGAAAAUAAUACAUGACCGGUCAAAAUGUUUACGUACGCUGAAAGGUGUUUUAAAUAAUUUUUUGAAAAGAGACUUAUCUGAUGAAGAAGUGCGAGAUUCAAAAAUUCUAGGAAUUCAGUUUUCUGGAAUAGAACUUUUAGAUGAUGGGUUGUACUUUGGACUUGAAGGUCCAACUUUUGAAUUUCCGACACAAUUUAUGAAUAUUAAAUGUCUCCGUAGUGCAUUGGAGGCUUUAUUUUUUUUCAAGAAAAACGUCGUUGAAAAAGCAAAAUUACAGGCCGAUCCGACGAAGACUAAUAAUCCUCUUCAUAAGAUACUACAUCAAUCGGGUAGCUCAAAGGCAAAACAUUUCAAGAUCAAGUAUAUUCGAGAUACAUAUUUUACUCCAAAAAAAAGAAAAGAUGAUCAGAAUAGUUAUAAUAGUAUAUGA
Messenger RNA from Cetraspora pellucida, 1716 nucleotides. Lineage: Eukaryota; Fungi; Glomeromycota; Glomeromycetes; Diversisporales; Gigasporaceae. The record is from the annotation of a GenBank genome assembly.